This is a messenger RNA of Seminavis robusta, 234 nucleotides long. The record is from the annotation of a GenBank genome assembly. Lineage: Eukaryota; Bacillariophyta; Bacillariophyceae; Naviculales; Naviculaceae.
GGUGCUCUGACAGGACCGGAUCCUUUGCGUCGCCUUCAACAGCCCGAAAUGAAUCGAAGACAGAGCUUUGAACAACAGCAGCAGGGCAACGCUAGACAACAGCAGGCUCUUUUACUUCUACUACAGCGUCAGCAACAACAGAGACAGCAGCAGCAGCGACAGCAACAAUUUCUAUUGGACGAGUUGCUGCGACGUCAGUUGCAAGGACGCGAUCGUGAUAAUAGACCCAGCUAA